AAAUUAAUUAAUGUCUCAUUUAUCACUACUCUUGGUUGGACGCUUGAACUACAUUCUGCAACUUUGUCUUCUCAGUUUUAUCAGGAUGACGAAAACCAACCAGAAAUGUUCCAACGGUGGUGGUAGCGGUAGCACCUGGAACUGGGUUGACCCUGAAGUUUUGAAUACCAAGUCAGACAUCAACAUCGCCAAUCUCACCCCAACCAAACUCCUCCAACCAAAUCAUUCAAGUGUAUCAUUCGGACACUGCACCGACCUUGACCGUGUUUGUUACGGUUCAGGUGAAGAAGAACAAGAACGGUUCUUCUUCGUGUACAAGGCGCUUUUCACUGAUUUGAUGCUACCUCUUCCUUUCUCCGAUUUCCAUAUGAGUAUCCUCAAGAAGAUUGACGCAGCUCCUACACAGCUUCACCCUCACGGUUGGGUCUUCGUUCGGUGCUUCGAACUCCUAUGCCAGUUUCACAAACUCACCCCUACUGUUCCCACUUUCUUCUACUUCUUUCAGUUGGUGGAGAAGAAGAAAGGUGCAUGGCUUCAUAUUCAUGCUCGUCCAGGUCUACAUAAGCUUCUGUCUUUGGAUUUGAGGUGCUUCCGCUUCAAAAACAAUUUCUUCAAAGUCAAGGGGAGUGGUGGUGGUAGCUCUGUUCCUUUCUUCAUGGAUCAGAACAAGAACCCAAAGUUUCCUCUUUGUUGGUCUGAGUUCGUGAAGUUUCCAGAUUCGCCUGUGUUUUGGAGUCUCUCUGAUUCUGAGAAAGCUUUGGUCACAAAGUUCCAGAAGCUGAAAGCUCCAUUCUCUUGUUCCUCUCUCAUUAAUGCUGAGGAGUCAGAGUCAGAAGAGGAAGAGGAAGAAGCUGAGGAAGUGAAGAAGAAACCGAAGAGGAAGGAGGAAGUACUCACAAGAGAAAGAGCAGCGGAGAAGAUGAAGAAGAAGCAAAAGGUUUCUGUGGAGAACAGUGCUGCUCCUCUUACUCCUCCUCCUUUGUUUCACGAACAGAACAUUGUUGCAGAUAUUGAUAUGCAGCAUCUGCAAGAUUUUGAAGGAGAAGGAAGGGUCCUCUCCCUGUGGGAUCGCCGCUUUGAUUUCGACCAUCACAUUCGGCAUCACUUGUUCUCUAGCCCUGACCAGGACAAGCUCCGCCACACCGGCCACACGGAAGUUGGACAUUUCGUGAAGGCGAAUGCACUGAGAAUAGCAGCCGCUACUGAGUUCUUGGUAGAGGAGCUGGAAAAGAAGGAGAGGCAACUAUGCAGGGUGGUGACUAAGCUGGAGAAGGCGGAGAGGGAGGUUGCUAAGUGUUUGGGGGAGCUUGAGAGGGUAAAGAAGGAGUCUGAGUAUACUGAAUUGUGUCUUAUGAGGGAAUGGAAGAAAUCUGUGAGAGUGUCGUUUCAAAAUGCUGUUGAUCAGGUCCAAUUGGGAUUCCCAAAGCUGAAUAUGGAUUCUAUUAUGUUGGAUCCUUUCAAGGUUGUUGAGGGAGAUAAGUUGGUGGAUAUGAAAUCAAGGAGGCAAGAUGGUGUUUUUGCUGUUUCUUCUGUUCUGUAAGACUCAACCAGCACUUGUACUUGGACUUCUCUAGUACUUGACUAUUCUCUCGGUGUUUUUUGUUUAUCAAGUUUAGUAUAUUAGUAAGCAUUUCCUUACUUUUAAUCUCCAUGUGUAUUAGGAUUUUACAAGUUUUACUUUCGACGGUUGUUUUCGCAGUUCAUCAAGCUAGCUUUAUGUUUCAAGAGUUGCAAUAUAUAUGUAUAUUAUCUCA
This is a messenger RNA of Arachis duranensis, 1754 nucleotides long. RefSeq lists its product as uncharacterized. The record is from RefSeq and is a predicted model, not a curated record. The transcript has 3 exons. The coding region runs from base 11 to 1540 and encodes 509 amino acids. Lineage: Eukaryota; Viridiplantae; Streptophyta; Magnoliopsida; Fabales; Fabaceae.